AGAGUGACCACUAACACACUGCCUGAACUUGAAAGGCCUUUGAAAGUGGUUGCGAGUGACGCCCGAGGAUUAGCUUCCUUGAACGUGCCAUGAACACGAUCUAAACGAGAGAGUAUUUGCAACUGCUUUUUCAAUCGUUACCUUUUUCAUCCUUGUGGAUAGAGAAGAGAAGUUUGCAACAUGUGUGUUUUUUUUUUUUUUUUUUUAAGAAAAAUUCGCUGUUUUCCCAUUUCAGUUUUUUUUCUCUUUAUUUUUUCUCUCUCCCGUUCCUUUGUUAGUAUUUUUACAUAGCUUCCUUUGUUCGGAAAUAUUUUCCUGCUGCACCCUUACUGUACCCUAGUUGCAAAAAGUACUUACAACACAGUCCCUUUGUACAAACAAUAACAAAACGCCGGUACAUCUAAUGUCAUUUUUAAAUAAUAACAAAAAAAAAAAAAAAGGAAAAAAUCUGAAUAUUGAUUUUACGGGACCCCAUUGGUACCUUUUUUUUACCUUCCUUAAAACUGCAGAAGCCUUUUCACGUUAUAAGCAUUUCCCCUUUAACCAAAUAGCCAAAUCCUCCAUCAUAAUGAGAAUAAAAGGCUAAGAAUAUUUAAUGAGGAAAUGAAAGGGCAAAAAAACCGUCUUGUUCCUCAUUUCUUGUGUCAUAAGCGACGUAAACAAUAACAAGAACAUGUGCGUUUGAGGUGGAACUUCAGGCCGAUUGUUUUGCUGGAAAAAAAAUUACAAUGCAGUAAAAGAGAAAGCAGAAUAUUAUCAUACCAACAAUGGACACCAUUUUACAAGAAGCAGUACCAAAACUUUUUGGUGAAGAUGUAAAUCAGAAAGUAGUUAGAAGAAUCAGUAAGGAUCUGGAGAAUCUAAAGGCCUCUGAUCAAGAACUGCUGGUGGAAAAAAUCAGCAACAAGUUCAGAAAGUUGUUGAUUGAUGAUCCUGUUAAAGCACUUGUUACUGCAACUUUGCUGACAGAUGGAAACCACAUUCUCAGGAGAGCUCUAUCUCAGUGUGUAGAAGAGGUUCUUAAAGUUUGCUGUAACAAGAUUGAUUCCCUUCAUGUUGCAGAAUCAAGAAAACAGUCAGAAUUUCACAUUGCUGUAAAGGCAGUAUAUGGCAUUGUUCAGUAUGUUCUUCCUCUGGAAACUGGAGUAGUCAAGGACCUUGCAUUACAACACCAGCUGAAAACAGUUUGUUUGUCGCUUCUAAGAGCAGUUGUAAGCAACAAGUUACCAUCUGACUGCAGCUUGAUUGUAUCAACUUCCUUAUGCAUUACCUCAGCUCUGCUUUGUACAGGGAAUAUGGAAAUUAAUUUCUUAAAGCUGAUAAAUGGUGUAAUCCAAGCACAGACUUGGAAAGGAAACUCUGGAGACAGUGAUUGGUCUUGUCCUGAUAUAGAAAUAGAGGAAGUGGCAGAAUUCUGUAGAGAGAUAGCACCGUCUUUCCCUGUUGUUUUGAUGUUUCAUGGACUAUUCAACUCAAAUGCUGCUUGGUUAUAUUCAUCUAAGGAGAGAGGAAGUGGCAGUGAAACCAACAUUCCAUUUCUCUACAAAGUACAUCCAGUUAUCAUGAAGAUGUGUAGAUCUGCAGCAAGCUACACAUUUCAGGCAUUUCAGGUGCUUCACAUGUGGCUUAUGUGUGUGAGGAAGUAUGGUAACAUGUUCAAGGAAGUACAACAUGAUAAGGGGAAAAAAACAGGAUGUAGUCUCGAGCAGCAACAUCCAGCUUCCUGGUCAGUUUUCAUGCUCCACGCUGAUAAUAGCAAUACUGUAUUCCAUCUUUUGAAUUCUAACUGGGAAAAUCCAGCUAAAGGUGUGAGUGAUGUUGUAUACACAUGCAUGUCAGAGUUAUUAGAGCUGCAUGAUGACAGACAGCCUGGUCAGGCCAAAGUACUAGCCGGCAACAUGUUAGAAGCUCUUGUCGGUUCUGCUGCAUGGACAUCAAAGAGCACCUACCCACCUCUAGGCCCUGGCCAUCUCUUUUGUAGGGGCACAUGAGGCCCUACAGCAGCAUCCAGUAUUACCAACUGGUCUAACAGAGUCCCUUAAGGUGAACCAUCUGGCAUCAGCUGGUACUAAUGUAUACAAGAUAGUGCUUAGCCAGUUAUCUGUCCAUGCUUGGCGUCAGCAUUUCCUCCA
Molecule: messenger RNA, 2132 nt
Organism: Penaeus chinensis
Lineage: Eukaryota; Metazoa; Arthropoda; Malacostraca; Decapoda; Penaeidae
Exons: 8
Coding region: 768-1991 (407 amino acids)
Source: RefSeq, a predicted model, not a curated record